Molecule: messenger RNA, 1364 nt
Organism: Mercurialis annua (annual mercury)
Lineage: Eukaryota; Viridiplantae; Streptophyta; Magnoliopsida; Malpighiales; Euphorbiaceae
Product: 2-oxoglutarate-Fe(II) type oxidoreductase hxnY-like
Exons: 11
Coding region: 325-1248 (307 amino acids)
Source: RefSeq, a predicted model, not a curated record
AUGGCAUAAUGAGAGAUUUAUCGAAACUUGGCCUUUCCAAAUAAGGUAUGAGUUUGGGGAGAAUGGAAAUUCAAUUUCAUCUACGUCACUGCCAUGUCUGUAUCUUGCCAUGGAAGUUAGUGCACUCACCAGCUAGCCACCCUCGUUAUAAUUAUCAUCUUCCUUCACAUGAUCAUACUAGAAAACAGAGAAUUACCGACGGAAAUUUUUUGAUUUAACGACGGAUUUUAGUUUUUUACCAACGAAAAAUUUAAUUUACCGACAGAUUUCAGCCUUUAGCGACGGAAAAAUCCGUUGCUAAAAUACAGUUUUCUAGCUGAUCGCAUGGCAGAAACUGCAAAACUCCCGAUCGUAGACCUCUCUUCACCAGACCACUUCUCUAUCGCAAAUUCCAUUCGCCAGGGUUGUGCAGAAUAUGGAUUUUUCUACCUCAUCAAUCAUGGAAUAGAGAAAGGUUUAAUUGCUAAAGUUUUUGAGGAAAGCAAGAAAUUUUUCUCGCUUCCUUUGAGUGAUAAAAUGAGAUUGAUUCGCCAAAAUCACAGAGGCUACGCUCCAUUAUUCGCUCAGAAUCUCGAUGUCUCUUCUCCUAAUUCCAAAGGUGGUGCAAAUGAAAGUUUCUAUAUUGGUCCUUUACAAAAUAGUGAACUUAAUCAGUGGCCAUCACAAGAAGUUCUCCCGUCAUGGAAACCAACGAUGGAAGCUUAUCACAAAAAACUUCUGUCUACUGGAACAAGAGUACUCUCAUUGAUGGCUUUGGCUCUGAAGUUGGAUAAAGAUUACUUUGAGAAAAUAGGAGCCUUGGAUCAACCAGACGCCUUUCUUCGCCUCUUACAUUAUCCAGGUGAACUGAUGCAUUCUGAGGAAGAGAUAUUUGGUGCUUCGGCGCAUUCAGACUUUGGAAUGAUCACUCUUCUGAUGACUGAUGGUGUGCCAGGACUUCAGGUUUGUAGAGACAAAUUCAAAGAAACACGGACCUGGGAGAAUGUGUUGCAUAUGGAUGGGGCCUUCAUAGUUAACACUGGAGACUUGAUGGAGAGAUGGACUAAUUGUUCUUUUCGGUCCGUAUUGCACAGAGUGAUUCCAACAGGACAAGAACGCUACUCAAUGGCAUUCUUUUUAAAUCCCAACCCAAUUUGCGUUGUGGAAUGUUUGAAAAGUUGUAGCAGUGAAUCAUGUCCCCAAAAGUUUCCUCCAAUUCGCAGCGGAGACUACAUAAAAGAGCGGUUGAGGCUUACAUAUGGCUCAUAGAGUGAAGCCUGAGGAGCAAAACUGGUAGAUGAUCUACCGUUGAAAAAUGUAAUUUACCAGCCGGAACUCAUAUAAUCUUGGCGUUUAUGAUUUAAGUUUGAGUUACUUAUAAAUAU